AUGCCUGAGAUAGGCAGUGAUGAGCAGACAGCCGAUGAGUUAGUGAGCGCUAUUUGUGUUCAUCUUAUACACCUGUGCUGGGCUCAGAGGUCAGACGCUGAUGGAGAGAGACCUACCUGCGGACGCUGUGACCAGGAGUUCUUGUGUAAUUGCGCCUACGAUGGAUUCACCCGUGUUCCUGUGGUAACAGACCGCGCCUUGACUUUUGAUCUCUCCUUCAACAGCAUCACUGAGGUGGCUGAUGAUGAUCUGACCGGCCACAGGAAGUUGAAGGUUCUGAGUCUACAUGGUAACAGUCUAGCUGUGAUCCAUCCAUCAGCGUUUGAUUCUCUUUGGAGUCUGGAGAAUCUGGAUCUGUCUGAUAAUAACCUGACUGCUCUCAACCAUGAAUGGUUCAACAAGCUUGGAGCUCUGCAGCAGCUCAACCUGCUCAACAACCCCUACAGCUGUCUGGGGUCUCCCCCCGUGUUUCAGAGCCUGGUCAGACUGAGGAGGCUGGCUUUUGGAGGUCCUGCUCUGCUGGAGAUAAAGAGAGGAGAUCUGUCAGGGGUCACAGAGCUGGAGGAGCUCACUCUACAUGCCAAUAACCUUGAAAGGUACGAGUCCGGGGCUCUGGCAGAUAUGUGGCCACUAGGUCAUGUCACCGUGAGCCUCCAUGGUCCAUUUCUAACAGACACAGCCCUAGCUUCAGCUGUGCUCACUGAUGUAUCGUACCCAAACACACCCAUCACUCUGCAAGAUGUUCAGCUGAUGAGGAAGGAGUCUGUGCAGCCCUUUGAGGUGUUUGCCAAGAAGAGAAUCAGGAGCGCUACUCUCCGGAACAUUACCAUAUCAGAUCAGGCGUAUAUUGAAGUCAUGAGGAUCAUAGAUGGACAGCCUAUCACUUACCUUUCUGUGGAGGACGUCACACUGACAAGUGAGGGCAGGUGGGAGGCACACAGUUCAACAGAUGUCAGUGCUAUUGACGAGGUUGUUGUGCGAAACGCUGUGGUCCUGGAUUUGAUGAAAUUUGUAAAGUAUUCAGAGUAUUUCCUGCUGUUGCGCUACCCAAGAAAGAUUUCUGCAAUCAACGCUAAGGUAUUCGUGAUUAACUGUUUCUCAACCUUCUUGCUCGGGAACCUGCAGUACCUGGACUUGACCGACAACCACCUGAGUGACCUAGCUCUAGAGGAGACACUGUGCCAUGGAUACAGCCCGAUGAAGGACCUGCGAGUUUUAAACAUCAGUGGAAACUUUCUGAGGUCUCUGUCCACACUGAGUCGAAUGGUAGCUCAUCUCUCCAAACUGACCCACCUGGACGCCAGUAGGAAUGGAUACAGCUCCAUGCCUCAGAGCUGCUCCUGGCCACACACCCUGAGAUACCUCAACAUCUCCGGGGCUAAACUCACAACCAUCACCAGCUGUCUACCCACAACCCUGGAGGUGCUGGAUCUGAGCUACAACAGUCUCAAAAACUUCUUCCUGUUCCUGCCUUUUCUGAGAGAGCUCUACCUCUCUGGGAACAAGUUCCUGAGUCUGCCACAUGGACGGCUGUUCCCUAAUCUGCAAACACUGAUAAUACAGUCAAACACCAUGAACAUGUUUGGGCCUUCAGACCUCCAGUCCUACAGUCGACUCCAGAGCCUCCAGGCGGGUCAGAACAAAUUUGUCUGCUCCUGUGACUUUGUCAGCUUCCUCCAGUCUGCCUUCAAAGAUGCUGGAGAGGUUCAGAUAACGGACAGAGAGGAGAGCUACGUCUGCAACUCCCCUCUGUACCUGCAGGGACGACCAGUUGGUGGAGUCAGUCUCUCUGUUGUUGAAUGCUAUCAGGUUUUGUUUGUGUCUGUGAGCUGUGGUGUGGCACUGUGUGUUGCCCUGCUGGUGAGUAUCCUGCUCUGGCGCCUCCAUGUAUUCUGGUACCUCGAAAUGACUUGGGCAUGGGUAAAGGCAAAGCGGAGCAGUCGACUGCGGCGCCAGAAGGAUAAAAUGGAUACAGAAGCAUUGCUGUCCUUUGACGCCUUUGUGUCCUACAGCGAGAGGGAUGCUAGCUGGGUGGAAAACUACUUGGUACCUGAACUGGAGCAGCCAGGAGAGAAUGGUGAGGACUCCUCAAACCCCAGAGGCCCCAGACCUCUGACCCUCUGCCUCCACAAGCGGGACUUCCUCCCCGGACACUGGAUUAUGGACAACAUCAUGAGUGCCAUCGAGCGAAGCCGGCGGACCAUCUUCGUCCUCUCUGAGAAUUUCGUCCAGUCCGACUGGUGCCGCUAUGAGCUGGACUUCUCCCACUUCUGGCUCUUUGAUGGGAAUGCUGGUGAUGAGGCGGCCAUCUUGAUCCUGUUGGAACCGCUGUCCAGAGACAACAUCCCCAAACGCUUCUGCAAACUACGCAAACUCAUGAGGUCCACCACCUACCUGGAGUGGCCUCAGGAGGAGGAGAGGGUUCUGGAGUUCUGGAAGAGUCUUCGUAGGGCUCUGAGAGUGGAAGAAGAGGACGAUGACUGA
This is a messenger RNA of Cheilinus undulatus (humphead wrasse), 2484 nucleotides long. Its product is annotated as toll-like receptor 2 type-2. Bases 1 to 2484 code for a protein of 827 amino acids. Gene Ontology annotation, cellular component: membrane. The transcript has 13 exons. The record is from RefSeq and is a predicted model, not a curated record. Gene Ontology annotation, biological process: inflammatory response; immune response; toll-like receptor signaling pathway. Gene Ontology annotation, molecular function: triacyl lipopeptide binding; protein binding; transmembrane signaling receptor activity. Lineage: Eukaryota; Metazoa; Chordata; Actinopteri; Labriformes; Labridae.